UUUCCACUACGCGCCACUAAUUUUUUUUCGCUCUCUCUCUCUCUCUCUCUCCCCUCCGAAAACCAACAAAACCAGGAAACUAAUUAAAGUUGCAAUUUUAGGGCUUUGGAUCCCAAUCAUCUUCUUCCUAAAUUAGGGCUUCUCUUUCCCCAAAAUUAUCAUAAUGCGGCCUUCGAUCUUGCAAAGCUCGACCUCCUCCUUCCUCAAGUUCCUCAACUAUCUCCAGACCUUUGCUGGUGCUUUCGUUCUUCUCUACUCGCUAUGGAUGCUCAACGAUUGGAAUCGUCACGGAGUCGACAAGUCUUCUGCUCCUUGGUUUGUGUACACAAUGAUGGCUUUUGGUGUUUUCAUGUGCUUAAUUGCGCUUGUGGGUUACAUUGCGGCUGGAGUGGUCAACGGAUUCUGCCUCUGCUCCUAUGCAGUAUUCAUUUUGAUACUGAUUUUAAUAGAAGCAGGUUUGAUGGCUGAUCUGCUGUUCAACGAACACUGGGAGGAGGAUUUUCCACAUGAUGCCACUGAAGAAUUGAAAAGUCUUCGAGCAUUUAUUGAAGCUAACAUAGACAUCUUCAAGUGGGUUGCAGUGACUCUGGUUGUUGUUCAGACACUCUCACUUUUAUUGGCAAUAAUUCUGCGAAGCAUUGUUCCCCUGAGAAGGAUGGACAAUGAAAGCAAUGAAGAUUUCACUGGUAUGAGAAGCCCACUGCUAAAUCUGGAAGGUGGGCUUCCCUCACCUUCAAACUCUGUUGACAGAACAACAAUCCAACCAGACUCUUGGAGUUCCCGGAUGAGAGAUAAGUAUGGAUUUGUGCCUAGCCCACUGUCAAAUGACACUACUACCGGGAAAAUCUCAGAUGAUCAACGGAAAUGAAAUACUCCGUAUUGUGAGCAUGGUUAAAUUGGGGGAAAAGAGGUUUUCGUUAUGCCAAAGCUUCUGGUAAGAAAUGUUGUGUUUUUGAAUUUAUUCGUUAUGUACAGCUUGUGCAUAAAUAAAAAGGGGUUUGGGUUGUAUGUGUGUGUUGUGCGUGGGUGUCUCUUGAAUGGCAGUAAUUGGACGUAUGUAAUAAAUUUUGAGAAAGAGAGAUGAGUUUGUAUUUAUCCUAUGAAAAUUUUUCUUGUUGGUGGAUCGAUGCUUUGAGUACUCA
Molecule: messenger RNA, 1142 nt
Organism: Asparagus officinalis (garden asparagus)
Lineage: Eukaryota; Viridiplantae; Streptophyta; Magnoliopsida; Asparagales; Asparagaceae
Product: tetraspanin-18-like
Exons: 6
Coding region: 164-868 (234 amino acids)
Cellular component (GO): membrane
Source: RefSeq, a predicted model, not a curated record